This is a messenger RNA of Diabrotica virgifera virgifera (western corn rootworm), 768 nucleotides long. RefSeq lists its product as uncharacterized. NCBI's taxonomy places the organism in Eukaryota, Metazoa, Arthropoda, Insecta, Coleoptera, Chrysomelidae. The record is from RefSeq and is a predicted model, not a curated record. Bases 205 to 507 code for a protein of 100 amino acids. The transcript has 3 exons.
GUAAUUUUAAAUUUAGGCAUUUUUUAGAUAUGUGAUAUGUGCAUGUGAUAUAUGCAGUUUGCUUCUUUUCCGAUUUUCCAAUGCAUUCCACCGUUUUCGAAUAAAAAAUUAUAAAUCUUAUGUUUUCAGACAAUAUCAUCAUGGCAUUCAAAUACAACAGGAAAUGGAAAUUCCGACGAUGAUUUUAAUUUUGCUGACUUUGCAAUGACCGAUGAUGAAAUUGAUCAAAGAAUGGAAACUAGGGAACAGAGACCAGCACGCAUUUUGAGACAAAGCAAAGUGAACAUUUUAGAAAACGUCUUAAUGAAAUCGGGUAAAGGCACAGAACAACCCCAAAAAAAAACGGAAGUCGAGAAGGAUACUUCAGAUGCCGAAAACAAGGAUGCAGUUCUGGAUUUGCCGGAGAUAAAAAAAAUUACACAAGGCUCAUUGGAAGAGCAAACAAUUGAAACUUCGACGUUUUAUAACAAGAAGGUCUCCAGUUGUCUGCGAAAAAGGAAGUUGUGAUUUAUAAAAGCCGCUUAAAACAAAACUAAAGAACCUAUGUUUUCAUUUCUUUAUUAUUUGUAUGUAUUUCUUAUCCACUUUUCUUUAUUUCAUAAGUAUGUAGUUACUUUGUGUUUAUUAUAUUCAAUAUGAAUGCAAACAAUUGAUUUUUUAAUACAAUGAACAUAAAUUACAUAAGUUACAUAAAUUACAUCUGGUUUGUAAUUUUUGGGUAAUUUUACACGUGUAACUUACAAUUUCUGAAAUUACACGUAAUUUCAC